Molecule: messenger RNA, 1714 nt
Organism: Gossypium raimondii (Peruvian cotton)
Lineage: Eukaryota; Viridiplantae; Streptophyta; Magnoliopsida; Malvales; Malvaceae
Product: probable protein phosphatase 2C 27
Exons: 4
Coding region: 297-1448 (383 amino acids)
Biological process (GO): protein dephosphorylation
Molecular function (GO): protein serine/threonine phosphatase activity; cation binding
Source: RefSeq, a predicted model, not a curated record
ACUGAUUUUCAGCCACGCUUUCAUAAGAAAAAUCUGGAAUUCUUAUUUCAGUCACAUUAUAAUUAUUAUAUUAUAAUAAUAAUUACGAAGAAGGUGUUUUUAUUUUUAUUUUUUAAAAGAAAGAAAGUGGCAACCAAUCCAAUUAUAUACUCUCAACGAAUCUUCUCAGUUCUCCCCACUCCAUAAUUUUCUUUUGAUUCUCACUUCCUUUUCUCUAUUUGUGUCUAGUUUUCCUCCUGUUACUUUGGAUACGCUUACCAUUUCUUUUCCUUUCCUUUAUUAUCAUCAAUAGUACCAUGUGUGUUGAAGAUAUAGAACAGGUCAGCCAAGAAAUGGAGGACCUUGGUGAUGGCAGUACCAACAAAAAGCCUUGGCCUUUACUUUCUAGGGGUGAUUUCUUGAGUACCCAGAUGGAGAAUUGGGUUCACAAAGACUCUCCCUUUCCCCUGGCCGUGGUAGCUGGCAGCAAUAGACUGGAAAGUAUUUCUGAGGAAACAGUUGCCACAGACAAAAAACAUGACCUGUUGACAAAUUUUAUUCCCACUCUUCGGUCGGGAGAGUGGUCUGACAUUGGUGGUCGUCCUUAUAUGGAGGAUACUCAUGUAUGCAUUGCAGACUUGGCUAAGGAUUUUGGUCGAAAUUUAAUGAGUGAAGAUACUGUUUCCUUCUAUGGUGUUUUUGAUGGGCACGGGGGCAAGGAUGCAUCUCAAUUUGUCCGUGAUCAUUUGCCUAGAGUUAUUGUUGAGGAUGCUGAUUUUCCCUUAGAUAUAGAGAAAGCAGUCACCAGGUCAUUCAUGGAGACGGACGCUGCAUUUGCAAAGUCAUGCUCUCUCGAGUCUGCUCUGGCUUCUGGCACUACUGCUCUCACUGCUAUGAUAUUUGGGAGGUCAUUACUUGUUGCAAAUGCUGGGGAUUCUAGGGCUGUACUAUCACGGUGCGGAACAGCUAUAGAGAUGUCAAAGGAUCAUAGGCCCUGUUGCAUGAAAGAAAGGAGACGAAUUGAGUCUCUGGGUGGAUUCAUUGAUGAUGGUUAUCUUAACGGUCAACUAGGUGUCACUCGGGCAUUAGGCAAUUGGCACCUCGAAGGCAUGAAAGAAAUGGGCGAGAGAAUUGGACCCCUAAGUGCUGAACCAGAACUCAAAAUGAUAACAUUGACCAAGGAAGAUGAGUUUUUGAUCAUCGGGAGUGAUGGAAUAUGGGACGUUUUUACCAACCAAAAUGCCGUAGAUUUCACAAGGAGGCGACUCCAAGAGCACAAUGAUGUCAAGUUAUGCUGCAAAGAAAUGGUUGGUGAAGCAAUAAAACGAGGAGCAACAGACAAUUUAACAGUUGUUUUAGUGAGUUUCCACUUGGAGCCACCUCUCCCUUCUAUCAUACAACGGGCAAGAUUCAGGCGAAGCAUUUCUGCCGAAGGGCUUCAAAGUCUCAAAUGCCUCUUAGAAGGAUAAGUUCUAUAUGUCCGUUCAUCGUUCAAUACGCAGUUUACAAAAGAGAAAACUAGGUAUGAAUUAUGAUCUUCUUGUGCAUAUGCAUUCAUCAAGCAACCGAAACCCAAAAGAAUCGAAUUAUCGUUCAUAAUUUGAUAGAUUUUAGAUUCUAUUUCCCAGCUUCCUACUGAAGCUGUAGGAUAAUUCGAGGAACAGAAUUGAUUUGUAUAUCUGUGCACUGUUCGUUGUAAACAGAAACAAUUGUGUUAAAUAUAGACAUUUUGUAA